GUCAUUGGUUUUUAAGGUUAUGUGUCGAUCAUUUUACCUAUUGUCUUUUAUUAACAAUUUGUAGCUCUUCCAGGCUCUCGAGACCAUUUUCCUUGCUAUUCCAGACUUUUUUUCAUCAACUCCUUCUCCCAACGAAAGUUUAACACAUAACCUUCAAAUUCCACUCGUUUUUUGAGGUUAGGUCUGCAAUGUUUUGUUUGUUGCCAUUAAUUUCGAUAUAAUGUAUCAGAAACUAAAGAAAACCCCCCAAAAAGGCCAUUCCAAGCGUGGAAAACCCACCAGGAAGCAGCUAAGAAAAGAAAAACGACUAGAAAAGAAGCACAAACGCGUUGAAUACCACAAUAAAAAAAGGGGUCACAUUUCUGUGAAGGAAAUCGAAACGGUUGCCGAAGAGGUCUCUAGGAAGCAUGAAAAGAGCCCUAAAGUUAAAGAAAAGACUGUUAAAAAUGAACCUUUUAGUGGGAAUAAAGUACUUACCAUAGAGGAAUUGCAUAAGAAAGAAAAGAGGGAACAAAAAAAAGUGCAAAAAGGCAUGUCGAAGCAUAGAAAAGAGCAGCUACUGAAAGAGAACGAAAAAGAGGACCGACUAAUAAAGAAACUUGAGAAACAACUUAAAUUGCACAAAAGAAAAUCGAAAACCAUUCCGAAGUCGUUUUGUGAUGACGGGCUGGACUAUUUAUUAGAAGUGUGCGAUCCUGAGUACAUGAAAAACGCCGCUUUGGCCGAGCAGGACCUUAACGAGGGAAAUGACAAUUUCGAUGAGGAUUUGGCUCUAAUGUCUGGCCAGAAAGUGUCGGAAGCUCCAUCAAACGGGGAGGAUUCGGAUAACUUUGAUGAUGACGAGAGUGAAGAAGAGGAGGAUUUAGUUGAUAGUGAUGCUUACGAUGAGGAAUCAGAGGAGCAGGAACCAGUUGAUUCCGAAGAAAAUGAGUCUGAGGUGGAUGUAUCGGAUGAAGAACUGAGGCCAAAUAAGAGAAAACAACAUCCGAGCGAAGACGAUGACAAUGUUAAAAAGAGAAAGACCUUGUUAGAAAGUGAGCCUGAAAAGGACAAUAAUUUAUGGGAGGAUAUAUAUGGAAGGUUACGCACCCAGGACGGGGAAGUUGUCAAUACUAAUGCCGGAAAGUAUGUACCUCCGGCCAUAAGGGCCCAGAUGGAGGGACAAGGGUCAGAAGAUAAGAAGCGAAAAGAGAAACUGGAGCGCCUAAGGAAGCAACUGAAAGGUCUCCUAAACAGACUGGCCGAGAGCAAUUUGCACGGAAUCUCUUCGCAGAUCGAACAGUUGUACAUGAACAACAGCAGAAACGACAUGAAUGACACUUUGACCACCCUCGUGCUUGACUCGUUGGUUACUAACGUUUUGAGCCCCGAAAGGCUGCUCAUGGAGCACAUAUUGCUUGUCGCCGUUUUACAUGCCAACGUGGGAACCGAAAUUGGCGCCCAUUUCCUCCAAACGGUCGUCAAAAAAUUCGACCUGUUACGGCAAAACAAGCAGCCGGUAGAAGACAAAUCCCUGGACAAUGUCGUGAAUAUCUUGGCCCAGUUGUACAACUUUAAGGUGUUCGACGCGAAAUUGUUGUACGAGAUCUUGGGACGGUUAACGGGCACUUUCGACGAGAAGAACGUGGACUGCGUGCUGCACGUGCUGAGGAGCGUCGGCUUCGGCUUGAGGAAGGACGACCCGUUGGCGUUGAAAAGUUUAAUUUUGGAUUUGCAGAAGAGGGCCGCGGCCCUCGCUGAGGGAAAAGUCAGCAGCGAUUCGAGAGUGAAGUUCUUGCUGGACGUACUUUUGGCCAUAAAAAACAAUAACGUGACGAAAAUCCCCAACUACGACACCAGCUACAGCGAACACCUAAAAAAGAUCAUGAAGGGGUUCAUCAGGAAGGGAAACUACGUUACCACCCUGAAUAUCUGUUUAGAAGAUCUGCUUAAGGCCGACGAAAGAGGAAAAUGGUGGGUGGUAGGGUCAGCAUGGACCGGAACGAAUGACAGUAAAACACCCACCGAUGUCUUAAAAUCUCCCUCCGCCGAUAAUUACUCGCGAAAACUCCUCGAUUUGGCGAAGAAACAGCGCAUGAACACCGACACGAGACGGGACGUUUUCUGCGUCAUCAUGUCCGCCGAGGACUACAUGGACGCCUUCGAGAAACUGCUCAAGUUGGGCCUGAAGAAUCAGCAGGAGCGCGAGAUCAUCCACGUGAUCUUGCACUGUUGCCUACAAGAGAAAGUCUACAAUCCGUACUACGCGGUGCUGGCGCAGAAGUUUUGCGAAUACGACCGUAAAUUUCAGAUGACGAUAAAGUGCUCGGUGUGGGACAAACUGAAGGCCCUGAACAGCCACUCGGGUCAUCAAUUGGCCAACUUGGCCAAACUUUUAACCCAUUUGUUCAUCGAACAAGGCUUACCCAUAUCGACCCUCAAGAUCGUGGAAUUUAGCGAGCUGGAUAAAAUGACGUUGCGACUCAUGCGUCAGAUUUUACUGGGGAUUUUGCUGCACGACAACUCUGAGGCCGUACACGGCGUCUUCGAAAAGGUGGCCCACUCCGAUAAACUGAAAAUGUUCAGGGAGAGUUUACGGUUGUUCAUUCAUCAUUUUCUGUUGAGGAAUCUGAAGGGCGAUGCCGUAGAGACCGAGAAGAAGCGACUGUUGGAGGAGCGAGUGAGGUGCGUCGAGAAGAUUUUAACCGUCAAAGAGAACAGGAUGAAAUUUUAAGGUGCGGUGUAAAGUUGGUUAGGUUAUAGUGGUUUUUAGUACAUAGAAACCGGAAAUAAUUUAAUUUAGUAUGUUUUAUUGUGUAUAUAAAGUACUGUAAAAUAAA
Anthonomus grandis grandis is the source of this 2819-nucleotide messenger RNA. Its product is annotated as nucleolar MIF4G domain-containing protein 1. The record is from RefSeq and is a predicted model, not a curated record. The coding region runs from base 221 to 2713 and encodes 830 amino acids. Lineage: Eukaryota; Metazoa; Arthropoda; Insecta; Coleoptera; Curculionidae. Gene Ontology annotation, molecular function: RNA binding; protein binding. Gene Ontology annotation, biological process: ribosomal small subunit biogenesis. The transcript is spliced from 11 exons. Gene Ontology annotation, cellular component: nucleolus.